Necator americanus (New World hookworm) is the source of this 339-nucleotide messenger RNA. RefSeq lists its product as uncharacterized. Gene Ontology annotation, biological process: proteolysis. The record is from RefSeq and is a predicted model, not a curated record. The transcript has a single exon. Bases 1 to 339 code for a protein of 112 amino acids. Gene Ontology annotation, molecular function: aspartic-type endopeptidase activity. NCBI's taxonomy places the organism in Eukaryota, Metazoa, Nematoda, Chromadorea, Rhabditida, Ancylostomatidae.
AUGGAGAUCCUCUUCGACACCGGAGCCGACCAGUCAUUCAUCAGCCAACGUCUUGCGGACGAAUUGGGACUGGAGUGUACAAAACAGAAAGGAUUUUUAAUGUACACCUUCGGCACAGACAAACCCACACCAGCACACUGUGAGACAACCCAGCUAGAGCUUUGGGACAAUGACGGGAGAAGGCACGCAGUGCAACUCUGCACAACUCCGGUACUUACAGGGAAAGGACACCCUGUUCACCUUGGCACAGAGGGCCGCGAGUUCGUAAGACAACAUCACACUAGUAAAAUCUGUGGGGUGGACCUAGGAAUGUCUGUCGAAACCGACAGACAUUCCUAG